AUAAAGCAUAGCAUGGGGGAAAACAUGUUCGAAUGAAGAAGAUGAAGCUUAGAUCGAUGACGAUGGGGUUCAAACAUUUCAUCUUUGCAUUGCUCGCUGGUUUGGCUCUUCUACUUGUGGUUCAUGCCCAGGACCAAUCAGGCUUCAUAAGCAUAGCUUGUGGGUUACCAGUGAAUUCUAGCUUCACCGAGAAGAACACAGAGAUAAAUUACAUUUCAGAUGCGACAUUCAUAGACACAGGUACAAGUAACAGCAUAUCAACUGAUAUCAAAGAUAGCCAUCAACAACAGGUAUGGAAUCUCAGAAGCUUUCCUCAAGGAAACCGCAACUGUUACAGCAUAAACGUCACAGGAGGCACUAAAUAUUUGAUCCGAGGAACUUUCUUGCAUGGGAAUUAUGAUGGACAAGAUAAUUUACCACAAUUCGAUGUGUAUAUUGGAGCAAAUAUCUGGGAGACAGUCAGAGUGGACAAUUCAUCGAUUAGUAUCUGGAGGGAGCUCAUACAUGUCCCGUCUCGAAAUUAUCUACAGCUCUGUCUUGUAAACACGGGCCGCGGGACACCAUUUAUAUCAGCAAUAGAGUUAAGGCCAUUGAUAAAUGCCUCCUAUGUCACAAAGUCUGGAUCAUUGGCACUCAAUUGGCGCGCAGAUGUUGGAUCAAAUGAAGGAUACAGGUAUCCAGACGAUGUUCAUGAUCGCUAUUGGCAGUCCUUAAACUACUUUAGUUGGACAAAUUUAAGCACCAAUCUUACCGUUGACUCCCAAAAUCACAAUGAUUACCAAGCACCAUCUGUUGUCAUGAGUACUGCCGUCACACCUUUAAAUGGUAGCGCUCCCUUGGGGGCGUUCAAAUGGGACUCAGAUAAUGCGAGUACCGAAUAUUAUGUCUACAUGCACUUUGCUGAAGUUGUAAAGCUCGAAGCCAACCAGUCCAGAUCAUUCAACGUUACCCUCAAUGGGAAGUACUGGUAUGGACCCCUUGUUCCCGAUUACUUAUCUACAACCACUCUGUAUAGCCCAUCGGCCAUAAGUGGAUCGGGCAAUUAUCAAUUUUCACUCGUCAAAACUGAAAAAUCAACACUUCCACCCAUCCUCAAUGCAUUUGAAAUAUACAAAGUGAAAUAUUUCUUGCAAUCAGAGACAGACCAAGAAGAUGUUGAUGCCAUCGCAAAAAUCAAGUCAACGUAUGGAAUAAAGAGAAUUUGGCAAGGAGAUCCGUGUGCCCCUAAAGGAUACUCGUGGGAUGGUCUAAAUUGUAGCUUUGAAGCUAAUACUCCACCUAGAAUCACAUCCUUGACCUUGUCCUCAAGUGGACUAACUGGACAGAUAUCUGCCGACAUAUCAAACCUCGUAAUGUUGCAAUAUUUGGAUCUAUCUAACAAUAGCUUAACUGGAUCAGUGCCUGAUUUCCUGUCUCAAUUACAAUACUUGAGGGUCUUAAACUUAGAACGAAACCAGCUGUCCGGUUCAGUUCCAGCUCAACUAAUUGAAAGAUCAGACAAUGGUUCAUUAUCACUAAGGAUUCUUGGCAAGGGUGGAUUUGGAACUGUUUACCAUGGAAACAUAGAGGACACUCAAGUAGCAGUGAAGAUGCUUUCUCCAUCAUCAAUUCAAGGGUUUCAACAAUUUCAAUCAGAGGUUAAACUUCUUAUGAGAGUUCAUCAUAGAAACUUAACUACUCUUGUUGGGUAUUGCUACGAAGGAACUAACAUGGGCCUCAUUUACGAGUACAUGGCCAACGGAGACUUAGCAGAACAUCUUUCAGGUGAGAAGACAAAAAUCUUGAGUUGGGAAGAUAGACUCCGAAUAGCGACAGAUGCAGCACAAGGAUUGGAGUAUAUGCACCAUGGUUGCAAGCCGCCAAUAAUUCACAGGGAUGUGAAGUGCACAAACAUCUUGUUAAAUGAAAAUUUUCAUGCCAAACUAGCUGAUUUUGGGCUGUCCAAAUUUUUCCCCACCGAUGGCGGCACUCAUGUGUCGACCCGUGUUGCUGGAACCCCUGGGUACCUAGACCCCGAGUGAGUA
Alnus glutinosa is the source of this 2024-nucleotide messenger RNA. RefSeq names its product probable LRR receptor-like protein kinase At1g51890. Gene Ontology annotation, biological process: protein phosphorylation. Bases 33 to 2021 code for a protein of 662 amino acids. Lineage: Eukaryota; Viridiplantae; Streptophyta; Magnoliopsida; Fagales; Betulaceae. Gene Ontology annotation, molecular function: protein kinase activity; ATP binding; protein binding. The transcript is spliced from 11 exons. The record is from RefSeq and is a predicted model, not a curated record.